UGUUGUGGCUGGGAGGCAGCGCGGUCAGCCAGUCUCUUCGGUUGAACCGUGAUUCAGCCUGAGGUAAAGCAGGACUCUUUCAAACUAACCGACCAACCGUGAACAAUUACUACUGGCGCCCCUGAACAAACUCGUGUUCUGCACGACACCUUUAGUCCUCCAGGUGCUGAGGAAACUGCAAGCAGAAAGUGCCAGAAAAACCCUGCGGUGUCAAGACUUGGUGGUGAAAAUCGAGAGGAUGUCCAGCCAGUUGGCCAUUUCUUUGUGAAUGGAUUAGAGGUGAGUUGUGACCAUGCGCUGCCUGGCUGCUCGGGUGAACUACAAGACCCUCAUCGUUAUCUGCGCCCUCUUCACACUCAUCACUGUGUUGCUGUGGAAUCGAUGCUCCAGUGACACAUCCCUGCGCUUCCUGCCCCGUGCCGCCUUGGUGGCUCCGAGUCCCAAGGUGGGGGAUGCUAGCAUCAGCAGCCAGCAACACCCUCCACAACCUCCAGAGCCCCCGCCUGUUGUUGGGGUUGUUGGUGGGAUCAAGUAUGAAGAAAUUGAUUGCCUGAUCAAUGAUGAAUCCACUAUCAAAGGGCGGCGAGAGGGCGGAGAGAUCUACUUGCCGUUCUCCUGGAUGGAAAAAUACUUUGAGGUGUACGGCAAAGUAGUGCAGUACGACGGCUAUGAUCGUUUCGAGUUCCAGCACAGCUACUCGAAGGUUUACACGCAGCGUGAGCCCUACCACCCCGAUGGAGUCUUCAUGUCAUUUGAGGGCUACAACGUGGAGGUCCGUGACCGUGUCAAGUGUAUAAGUGGAGUGGAAGGCGUACCUCUGUCCACUCAAUGGGGCCCUCAAGGCUACUUCUACGCCAUCCAGAUUGCCCAAUACGGUUUGAGCCAUUACAGCAAAAACCUGACUGAGCGCCCUCCCCACGUGGAGGUCUACGACACAGCCGAGGAGAGAGAUAGCCGAGCCAGCGCAGCGCCCUGGAGUGUGUCGAAAGGCUGCAGUCUCAGCCGUGUCCACGACAAGACCCGAGCUACCUCCGUGCGUCAGUUCAGUGCUCCAGAGUCCUCAGAAGGCGUAUUUCUCCAGCUGGGUAACUCCAAAGACUUCAUCCUCAGCUUGGACAUCAAGUUCGUCUCCAACGGCAGCGUGUCCGUGAUCCUUGAAACCACAGAGAAGGGUCCGCCCUUCACUGUCCGCUACGUGACCAACACGCAGCUCAUCGCCUUCAAAGAUCAUGAAAUCACCUACGGAAUUGGGCCACGAACCACCUGGAGCACUCUGACCCGAGACCUGCUCACCGACCUCAGGAAGGGCGUCGGACUGUCCAACACCAAGGCUGUGAAGGCCACAAAGAUCAUGCCCAGACGGGUGGUGCGGUUGGUCCUACAUGGGCGUGGCUUUGUUGACAACGUUACUAUCUCCACCACUGCCCACAUGGCUGCCUUCUUUGCUGCCAGCGACUGGCUGGUGCGCAACCAAGACGAACGAGGGGGGUGGCCCAUCAUGGUCACUCGUAAACUGGGUGAAGGCUUCCGGCCUCUGGAGCCCGGCUGGUACUCAGCCAUGGCUCAGGGCCAGGCCAUGUCCACCCUGGUGAGAGCCUACCUCCUCACCAAGGACCAGGUUUACCUCAAUGCUGCCCUCAAGGCAGUAGGACCCUACAAGGUGCCUUCAGCGCAGCACGGGGUCAAAGCUGUGUUCAUGAACAAAUACGACUGGUAUGAAGAAUACCCCACCACGCCCAGUUCCUUUGUCCUCAACGGCUUCAUCUACUCCCUGCUGGGACUCUAUGACUUGACUGAGACAGCCGGAGAGAAGCUUGGCAGGGAGGCAGGGCAGCUGUUCAGCCGUGGCAUGGAGUCGCUGAAGGCCAUGCUGCCGCUCUUUGACACAGGGUCUGGGAGCAUCUACGAUCUGCGUCACUUCAUGUUGGGCACUGCUCCCAACCUGGCUCGCUGGGACUAUCACACCACGCACAUUAACCAGCUACAGCUGCUGGCAUCCAUAGACAAUUCUCCCAUCUUCAAAGAUGUGGUCAAGCGCUGGAAAAACUACUUAAAAGGGAUUCGUGCCAAGCACAACUAGGCAAACUGUAACUCAUAUAUAAUAUACAGCUAAGAUGAUGACGGGAAAGAGGAAGAAUAUGCUCUAUGUGUGAGAACUGAAUAGAUAAUUGAAUGUGAGGUGGGUGCUCACACUGUAGGUCUGUGUGCAUCGCAGCUUUGGUUGAGGUUCAUAAUCUAAGAGAUGAGUUUAGUCAGCCGCAGCUCUCAACUCUUAAAACUUUCUUGUGUGCUCUGUUGCAGGUUUUAUAUUUUCUGCAACACUGACUGUAGCUCUCCUCUCCUGUUUUUUUUCCCUUGAGCUAGUGUUUGUAAUUAUGCACAGACCUAGUUUCAGAGUGUGAGUGUUUGCAUUCAGGAAGAACGUGUGUGGGUGUGAGUGUGUGUAUGUAUGUUGUUUAAAAUAACAAUAUAUGAUGUUAGAGAAAGAUGAAACUCCUUAAAUUGUUUAAACUCAAUCACAUUUCCGACAUUCGUUGAUGCAUCCAUCGCAACUUUCUUCAGACUGUAUUUUUUUACCGUUUCAUCCCAGAUUUGCAAAGUUUAUUGAAGUAAAUAAACUGUAAAUAACAGACUAUAUUAUAAAUUAGAGAAUGUUGCCAAAAAAAAAAGAAGAAUCUUAUCCAUAUAAAACACUUUUGGAUUUCAUUUCUUCACUGCAGAGUUGUUUUAUCCCAUAACCUUCAAAACUCACAAGUUUUAAAUCAGGAAGGUUUUUUUUAUGUUUACUGUUUUUGAGUGGUUAAGUGGGGAAUAUUUAUUUGGCUAUCAUCCCUUUACAAGAAAAACUCAAAGUCAAAUGCUUCAUGCUUCCAAACCCGCAGCUUCCAGGUCUUUUCUGAAGCCCUUUUCUCUAGAAUACAGAUAAAUAAUGAUGAAUCAUUCUGGGAGUUUUAUGCUUAGAGAACUUAACUCCCUUAAAUAUUUUUUUGUGUUUAGUAUAAAUAGUAAGUCAUGGAUUCCGUGUCUGUCAAGGUGCUUGAAGUCAGUUCUGAGGAAUAAAUACCUCAAACCAUCAUAUUAGAUCUCAAAGAGUUAAACCGGCUCUGCUACCAGUCGUUGGUCCUUGGUUCCUCCUCCUCCUCCUCCUCGGUUUCUACCCAUAAUUCCAAUGUGUUUAGCUGAGAUAUUGUGUAAUUAGUAGUCAGUGCUGAAGCCACUGUAAUGCCAGUAUCUGUAUGUGAUGUCGUAAGAUGACAUGAGAUGUUUGCUACCGUUGUUAGCUGUAACCAAACCCCCCUAAAGUCCAUCGGUUGGUCCCAAAAAAUGAUUAAUAAUUCAUGAGCCGUUGUAGAACACAGCAACAAGUAAUUAGUUCUGCAUCACGUCAAGUUCAGCACAGUUAGUACAGUAUAAGUUUCACGUAUCAGAGAUCCUCGCUGCAAAUCCCACCCGAGUCAGUUUCGCACCGAUGUGGUCGCGAAUGAUCACCGAUAACUGUUGUCGUAAAGAUCAGAUCUUUACAGGUAUUACUCAGAUGUGAAUGAGUCAGUUUUGAUUAAUAACGAUUAAUGUCCACUGUCCCUGAUAAAUAAGACAUAUUCAAGUUGAAAAGUUUUGUAUAUCAGUCUAAACAGGACCCAGUGGUGUCAUGUUGAACCUCAUUUAUCCUGUAAGAUGUGUACAAAGGAGAUACUAUGGCGAGAACUCACACUUUAACACCAGCAUUAUUAGUUGUAGCUGCAUUUUCAUUCAUUUUCAUGUCUCCCUGUUUGACCUUUUUAGAUUCUUGUUUACUUGGAAACUCAUCUGAAAAGCUCCUCUUAGAUGGUAAUUGCAGGAUACAAGUGUGGGUGGUGUAGAUGUCUCUGUUGUGUAUUCGAGCAGAUAGACAUGUGGGCAGCAGAGGCACAGCUGCAUCUCUCUCUCUCUCCACCAUGUCAAUUUAUAACAUUUAAAUAGACAAAGCCAGGAAUUCUGGAGAUGGAGGUAAAUUCUCGGCGAACGUAAAGAGGCUGUCAGUCCCAACAGGCUCUCGUUUCUCCUCUCAGCUGCUGUGGGUGCAUGAACUCAGCGUUUUUAAUCUGAGCGCUACCCUGUUGACCGCUGUACGAGGAGAAAUAGGCUCGCCAAGACACUAACAAUUCACAGGCUAAUAGGCUGGAGAGCCUGCACACACAGUGCAGUCGCUAGUCAGGGAUGAGUCAGCAUUCACUGGCAUCGCACUCACAAACAAAACAAAGUGGAGCCCUCAGCAUCAAUGAGGCUUUCAUCGAUCUAACUUAAGGAUUAUUAAUGAGAAGCAGGCGGAUCAGGCCGGUUUGUCUUUCUGAAAGUGGUGAUUUUGAAUUUUCUUUGGUCAUUUUGGGGCGAAUUUGAGGUGAAUACAUUUCCCCAGACAUUGUCUGAUUCCAGGUUGUCAUAGUGUGAGCUAUUAAGACUGAAUCAAAGAAGGUCGUGAUUCAUUUCGAUGUAACAUUCGGGUCGAAAAGAACUGCUUUUGUACAAGCAUCUACCUGACCUUACAGCUUCGUCUGUAACCCAACUUCCUGUUCUCAGAAUUUGUUGAGGAUUUACAACGGAGUAUUAGAGCCACUGUUAAGAAAAAAAAAAACAGUCUGAGAUUUCAGUCAAAA
Molecule: messenger RNA, 4634 nt
Organism: Toxotes jaculatrix (banded archerfish)
Lineage: Eukaryota; Metazoa; Chordata; Actinopteri; Toxotidae
Gene: glceb
Product: glucuronic acid epimerase b
Exons: 6
Coding region: 293-2080 (595 amino acids)
Biological process (GO): heparan sulfate proteoglycan biosynthetic process
Cellular component (GO): Golgi apparatus
Molecular function (GO): heparosan-N-sulfate-glucuronate 5-epimerase activity
Source: RefSeq, a predicted model, not a curated record